Molecule: messenger RNA, 1545 nt
Organism: Aspergillus oryzae RIB40
Lineage: Eukaryota; Fungi; Ascomycota; Eurotiomycetes; Eurotiales; Aspergillaceae
Product: putative MFS allantoate transporter
Exons: 5
Coding region: 1-1545 (514 amino acids)
Biological process (GO): transmembrane transport
Cellular component (GO): membrane
Molecular function (GO): transmembrane transporter activity
Source: RefSeq, a predicted model, not a curated record
AUGAUUGACGCCACCAAGGACACGAAAGCUGACGCGCGGAGCUCCACCAGCGUUGAGAAACAUGGCGACGUUAUCUCGGGUGAGAUCUGCGACAUUGGUGCGGACCUUUAUGCUGAAGUCGGUCAACUAUCGUCUGAAGAGCUCGAACGCGAAGGCGCCGAAGUGCGCAAGCUCCUGGACUGGCGCAUUCUGCCUAUGUUAUAUGUAACAUAUGUUAUCCAAUAUUUAGACAAACUGUCACUCAAUUAUGCCUCCGCUUAUUCGUUAAUCCCAGACCUUGGUCUAGAGGGUCAAAGGUACUCGUGGGUGGCAGCGAUAUUCAAUUUCGGAUAUCUUUUUUGGGCUAUUCCAUCCAAUCUGAUGAUCCAACGUUUGCCACUCGCAAAGUAUAUGGGAACUGUUUUGAUUAUCUGGGCUGGCCUUGUCAUUGCACACGUUGGAGCCAAAAACUACGCGGGGAUACUGGUUCUCAGAUUUCUGCUGGGCAUGGCGGAGGCUGGCGUUAGCCCAUGCAUGAUGAACUUCACCUCAAUGUUCUACAAACGAGCCGAACAGCCUCUCCGGAUGGCUAUUUGGCUAUCUGGGAAUGGAAUGGCAACGAUGGUCGGCGCUCUCUUGGGAUUUGGAUUAGGUCAUUCUCACAAUACCAGCCUGCGGAGCUGGCAGCUGAUCUUCUUAACUAUUGGAUUACUCAAUUUCGUUACUGGAUGCUUCUUUCUCUGGCUCAUGCCGGACUCACCGAGUACAGCGAAAUUUCUGUCCCACAGACAGCGCGUUGUGGCAGUUCACAGAGUAUCGGAGAAUAUGAUCGGGGUAAAGACUAAGGCAAUCAAACUGCAUCAAGCUUUGGAGAUCUUUUACGACAUCAAAGUACUCUGCUGUGUCGGCAUCGGCAUCGCCUGCGGCGUUAUCAACGGUGGUGUAUCCAACUUCUCAUCAUCGUUGAUCAAAGGAUACGGCUUCAGUGGCAUUUAUGCAACACUCCUGCAGCUACCAACUGGAGCUAUCGAAGCCGUAAUAGUCCCUAUUUGCGGCUUAAUAUCAACAUACGUGCGGGACUCGCGCUGCAUAGUGUUGGCUGUCGUGUGUUUGAUUCCAUUCGGUGGCCUCCUCGGUAUUCGUUUCACGGAUAUUGACCAUCGCUGGACACUGGUAGGCUGCACAUGGCUUCAAUACAUCAUUGGUGCUCCCGUCAUCAUAUCAUGGAACCUCCUGUCCACCAAUGUGGCUGGUCAUACGAAACGCUCCUUCGCCAACGGAGUCUGGUUCACGGUAUAUGCGAGCGGAAACGUUGCGGGGGCUAACAUCUUCUUUGCUCGCGAAGCUCCACGGUAUUAUUCAGCAUUGACUGGUCUUCUUGUCUGCUACGCGGGGAUGAUUGUUCUAUGUGCUGCUGCGUAUAUGGCCAUGAAGUGGGAAAAUCUACGAAGAGAUCGCAAUAUGUUAUCAGAGGAAACCGCGGAACGUCGGGAGGAGGCGGCUGUUCUCGAUGGCUUUAAGGAUAUGACAGAUAUGGAGUCUAAACACUUCAGAUAUGCGCUCUGA